CUUUCACAAAAGUUUCCUACCUGCUGCUUCACAUUGUUGAAACUUUUUUCCAAGCAAACAAAAUCUUGGAAUCAUUAUAUAUAUUUUUCUGCUGAUUUCCUUUUCUGUGAAUUUUGAGCCCUCAGAAUCAGAACAUGAAGAACUUCUUGGUUUCUUUAUGCUACUUGUUUCCUGCAAUCAUUGCAAUCAUUCUUGUGCUGCUUACUCCAAUUCCCAGUGCACAGUUAACAACAAAUGAGAGCAGAAUUCUUCAACAAGUUCAGAACCUUCUUGAAUAUCCGCAAGUUCUUCAAGAAUGGACCAACUCAACCAACUUCUGCAACCUCCCUCCAUCUCCUUCUUUCAAGAUUCUCUGCACAAAUGGCCAUGUAACUGAAUUAACGGUCAUUGGAAACAAGAGCUCUCCAUUGAAUCUUUCAGAAGGAUUCUCCAUUGAUUUUUUCUUCACUGUCUUGACAAAGCUUUCAAACAUGAAGGUGUUGUCAUUGGUGUCUAUUGGUUUAUGGGGUCCUUUACCUUCAAAGAUCAGCAGGUUCAGGUCGCUUGAAGUGCUCAACAUUAGUUCAAAUUUCAUUCAUGGGGAAAUUCCAUCAUCAAUUUCGUCUCUGAAAAAUCUCAGAAGUUUGGUUUUGGCUGAUAAUCUUUUCAAUGGGAGUGUGCCUAAUCUUAGAAGACUAGCCUCUCUUGAAGAGCUCAAUCUUGGUGGCAAUAAAUUUGGUCCUGAAUUUCAUUCCAGAAACAAGAAUCUUGUGAAGGUUAUCUUGAGGAACAAUUCUCUGAGAUGUCAAAUUCCUUCACAACUCAUUCACCUUGAUAAACUUCAGCUAUUUGACAUCUCUUCCAAUGAAAUAGUUGGGAAUAUCCCAUCCUUUCUCUUUUCUCUUCCUUUCCUCCAGUACCUGAACUUGGCAGAAAACCAACUACGCGGUUCGCUUUCUGAGAAUGUGUCCUGCAGUUCUGCUCUAACAUUUGUUGAUAUCUCACACAACUUCCUGGUAGGAAAAUUGCCAUUCUGCAUUGGUUCUGAGUCGUCGAAUCGAACGAUUUUGUAUUCUGGGAAUUGUUUGUCAACCAGAAACCCCAAUGAUCAGCAUCCAUCUUCAUAUUGCAAGCAAGAGGAGGCCUUAGCAGUCAAGCCGCCACUUAAAAGCCAUAAGAAUUUGAAGGUGCAACUAAGCUUAGGACUUGGUAUUAUUGGCGGAGUUGUAGGAAUUACAGGGCUGCUGCUUCUACUCACUCUUUUCAUCUUGAGGAAGUCCAAAGCAGAAAGAGCAGAUAGUAACAAUGACAGAUCUUUGGAUGAUGAUAAAAUUUCUGUCCAUGAAUGUCCAAGACCAAAUGUUAAUUCAAUGGAAAUAGGAAGUGUUCCUCAGUUAAUGAGGCUAGCUGCAGGAUUUCCAGCAUACAACAUUUUCACACAAGAAGAAAUUGAAGAUGCAACCAACAACUUUGACCCUUCAAAUUUGAUAGAAGGAUCAGAGGGACAGCUAUAUAAAGGUUGGCUCAGAGAUGGUUCAAAGGUCAUGGUUAAUUGUGUGCAACUAAAGCAGAAGAGUUUGCUCAAGAACAGUGUUCAGUGCUUAAAGGUCUUGCCAUGUUUAAGGCACAGGCAUUUAGUGAGUGUUCUAGGACACUGUGUCGUUACUUAUUCAGAACGUCCCCAAACUACAAGCAUGAUAUUCAUUGUAUUUGAGCACAUCACAAACGUGUCUUUGAGGGAUCAUCUUACAGAUAAGAGCAAAAAGGAAACUCUGAAGUGGCCACAGAGAAUAGCAAUCAGCAUAGACAUUGCAAGAGGAAUCCAGUUCUUACACACAGGAGUUAAACCUGGCAUAUUUGGCAACAGUAUAAAGAUUGAGAAUAUUCUGAUGGAUGAUAGUCUCAGUGCAAAAGUUAGUGGAUACAGCAUUCCAUUGCCAUCCAAGAAACAUCUUGGCAGAAAACUUAAUGAAAAGAGUGCUGCCAAUCAUAUUGAAAGCAUCAACAAUGCAGAAAAGGAAGACAUCUAUCAGUUUGGUGUUAUUCUAAUUGAACUUAUCACUGGCAAGCAAAUUGCAUCUUCCAGUGAAGUAGAGGAGCUGAAAUGUGAGUUUGAGAGAGGUUUUUCAGAACCUGCAUCACCAAUACUAAGUGGAGCAACUGAUCCUUCUCUCAAGGGAACUUAUGCAUAUGAAUCAUUGAAGACUGCAGUUCAGAUCACCAUCAACUGUCUUGGCAAUGUUUCCAGUAAUCGCCCUUCAAUAGAGGAUAUUCUCUGGAAUUUGCAGUACUCGAUGCAACUUCAAGAGGCAAGGACCAGUAGUGGAAGCCUCAAUAUGAAAUUGUAAAUUUUCUGUGAAUAGAAUUGUUUGCUCGCAGUUUGUAAGUUAUAUGGUAAUAAAGAGUAAUGGUCUUGUAAAUGUAUAUUUUCUUAAAUAAGGCCAGGAUUUUCAAUCUGCUACUUAAGUACCUUUCAUCCUUUUGUUACCCUUUUUUCAGAAGUACUCGUACUGGCAUACACUUCUUAGUUCUUCCAACCUUUCUUGGGGAUACUUUUGUUUUAAAUUAUAGGUCUAUCAUGAUAUGUUAACAAAGUCAUUCUAUGUUAUAAUGAUAAUGAUGAAUGAAACAAAUGAGAAAGGUGACAAAACAUGAUUCUGCA
Molecule: messenger RNA, 2641 nt
Organism: Lotus japonicus
Lineage: Eukaryota; Viridiplantae; Streptophyta; Magnoliopsida; Fabales; Fabaceae
Product: probable LRR receptor-like serine/threonine-protein kinase At1g14390
Exons: 8
Coding region: 135-2327 (730 amino acids)
Biological process (GO): protein phosphorylation
Cellular component (GO): membrane
Molecular function (GO): protein kinase activity; ATP binding; protein binding
Source: RefSeq, a predicted model, not a curated record